AUGUUCCUUAAGCACACGAGGGUCUGGAUCCCGGACCCUCAUGAAGUGUGGCGCUCCGCAGAAUUAACCAAGGACUACAAGGAGGGAGACAGGAGCCUCCAGCUCAGGCUGGAAGAUGAAACGAUUCGGGAAUACCCCAUUGAUGUCCAAAGCAACCAGCUGCCCUUUUUGCGGAAUCCAGAUAUCUUGGUGGGAGAAAAUGACCUAACUGCCCUUAGCUAUCUACACGAGCCUGCAGUUUUGCAUAAUUUAAAGGUCCGUUUCCUGGAGUCGAACCAUAUCUACACUUACUGUGGUAUCGUGCUUGUUGCCAUUAAUCCUUAUGAACAGUUGCCAAUCUAUGGUCAAGAUGUCAUCUAUGCCUACAGCGGCCAAAACAUGGGGGACAUGGACCCCCACAUCUUUGCUGUGGCAGAAGAAGCCUACAAGCAGAUGGCCAGAGAUGAGAAGAACCAGUCCAUCAUAGUCAGCGGGGAGUCUGGAGCUGGCAAGACCGUGUCAGCCAAGUACGCCAUGCGCUAUUUUGCCACGGUUGGUGGCUCAGCCAGUGACACCAACAUUGAAGAGAAGGUGCUGGCAUCCAGUCCCAUCAUGGAGGCCAUUGGAAAUGCUAAAACCACUCGCAAUGACAACAGCAGCCGUUUUGGGAAGUAUAUUCAGAUUGGCUUUGAUAAACGGCGCCGCAUCACUGGCGCCGACACGAGGACCUACCUGUUGGAGAAGUCCAGAGUGGUCUUUCAGGCAGAUGACGAGCGGAAUUACCACGUCUUUUACCAGCUCUGUGCAGCUGCCAGUCUUCCAGAAUUCAAAGAGCUUGCCCUAACGUGUGCGGAGGACUUCUUCUAUACCUCACAGGGAGGAGACACGUGUAUCGAGGGUGUAAACGAUGCUGAGGACUUCGAGAAGACGCGGCAAGCCUUCACACUCCUCGGAGUGAGAGAGUCCCAUCAGAUAAGCAUUUUUAAGAUAAUUGCUUCCAUCCUGCACCUUGGAAAUGUGGAGAUCCAGGCUGAGCGUGAUGGCGAUUGCUGUAGUGUAUCACCCCAGGACGAACACUUGAACAGCUUCUGCCGACUGCUAGGGGUGGAGCACAGUCAGAUGGAGCACUGGCUAUGCCAUCGAAAGCUGGUCACCACCUCAGAGACCUACGUCAAGACUAUGUCCCUGCAGCAGGUGGUCAAUGCCCGCAACGCCCUGGCCAAGCACAUCUACGCCCAGCUGUUCGGCUGGAUUGUGGAACACAUCAACAAGGCCCUGCACACACCUCUCAAGCAGCACUCCUUCAUCGGCGUCCUGGACAUUUACGGCUUUGAGACAUUUGAGGUCAACAGCUUUGAGCAGUUCUGUAUCAACUAUGCGAAUGAGAAGCUACAGCAGCAGUUCAACUCGCACGUAUUUAAACUAGAACAAGAAGAAUAUAUGAAGGAGCAGAUCCCUUGGACCUUGAUUGAUUUUUACGAUAACCAGCCCUGUAUUGACCUCAUAGAAGCUAAGCUGGGCAUCUUGGACCUGCUGGAUGAAGAGUGUAAGGUCCCUAAAGGAACUGACCAGAACUGGGCUCAGAAGCUCUACGACCGGCACUCUGGCAGCCAGCACUUCCAGAAACCCCGCAUGUCCAACACGGCCUUCAUUGUGGUCCACUUUGCUGACAAGGUGGAGUACCUUUCAGAUGGUUUUCUGGAGAAAAACAGAGACACGGUGUAUGAAGAGCAGAUCAACAUCCUGAAGGCCAGCAAGUUCCCACUAGUGGCUGACCUGUUUCAUGACGACAAGGACUCUGGUCCUGCCACCGCUGCAUCUGGGAAGGGCUCAUCCUCAAAGAUCAACAUUCGCUCCGCCAGACCCCCCUUGAAAGUCUCCAACAAGGAGCACAAGAAAACUGUGGGCCACCAGUUCCGCACGUCCCUGCAUCUGCUCAUGGAGACUCUGAAUGCCACGACCCCUCACUAUGUGCGCUGCAUCAAGCCAAAUGACGAGAAGCUCCCCUUCCACUUUGACCCAAAGAGAGCAGUGCAGCAGCUCAGAGCGUGUGGGGUGUUGGAGACGAUACGAAUCAGUGCAGCCGGCUACCCAUCCAGGUGGGCCUACCAUGACUUCUUCAACCGGUAUCGGGUUCUGGUCAAGAAGAGAGAGCUCGCCAAUACGGACAAAAAGGCCAUCUGCAGGUCUGUCCUGGAAAGCCUCAUCGAGGAUCCCGACAAGUUCCAGUUUGGCCGCACCAAGAUCUUCUUUCGGGCGGGCCAGGUGGCUUACCUGGAGAAGCUUCGGGCUGACAAGUUCCGGGCAGCCACGAUCAUGAUCCAGAAAACUGUCCGGGGCUGGCUGCAGAAGGUGAAAUACCGCAGGCUGAAGGCGACUGCCUUAACUCUGCAGAGGUACUGCCGAGGACUCCUGGCCCGCAGGCUGGCCGAGCAUCUGCGGAGGACGCGAGCCGCCAUAGUGCUCCAGAAGCAGUACCGCAUGCGGAGGGCCCGCCUGGCCUACCAGCGGGUCCGCAGGGCCACCGUCACCAUCCAGGCCUUCACUCGGGGCAUGUUCAUGCGAAGAAUCUACCAGCAGGUCCUCAUGGAGCACAAGGCCACUCUCCUCCAGAAGCACGUGCGGGGCUGGAUGGCACGUAGGCGCUUUCAGCGGCUGCGGCACGCGGCCAUCGUCAUCCAGUGUGGCUUCCGCAUGCUUAAGGCCAAGCAGGAGCUGAAGGCCCUCAAGAUUGAGGCCCGCUCAGCAGAGCACCUGAAACGUCUCAACAUGGGCAUGGAGAACAAGGUGGUCCAGCUGCAGCGGAAAAUUGACGACCAGAACAAAGAGUUCAAGACUCUGUCGGAGCAGUUGUCGGCGGUCACCUCCACACACACCAUGGAGGUAGAGAAGUUGAAGAAGGAGCUGGCCCGCUACCAGCAGAGCCAAGGCGGGGACAGCAGCCUGAGGCUUCAGGAGGAGUUGGAGGGGCUGCGGGUGGAGCUGCAGAGGGCCCACUCAGAGCGUAAGAUACUGGAGGAUGCCCACACCAAGGAGAAGGACGAGCUGAGAAAGCGUGUUGCAGAUCUGGAGGAAGAAAAUGCUCUCUUAAAGGAUGAGAAAGAACAGCUUAACAACCAAAUCCUGUGCCAAGCGAAAGAUGAAUUUGCCCAAAACUCUGCCAAGGAAAAUCUGAUGAAGCGGGAGCUGGAGGAGGAGCGCUCCCGGUACCAGAACCUCGUGAAGGAGUAUUCACGGUUGGAGCAGAGAUAUGACAACCUUCAGGAUGAGAUGACCAUCAUCAAGCAAACCCCAGGCCACAGGCGGAACCCAUCAAACCAGAGUAGUUUAGAAUCUGACUCCAAUUACCCCUCUAUCUCCACAUCUGAGGUCGGAGACACAGAGGAUGCCCUCCAACAGGUGGAGGACAUCGGCCUGGAAAAGGCGGCCAUGGACAUGACCGUCUUCCUGAAGCUGCAGAAGAGAGUGCGGGAGCUGGAGCAGGAGAGGAAGAAACUGCAGGUGCAGCUGGAGAAGAGAGAGCAGCAGGACAGCCGGAAGGUCCAGGUGGAACAAGCAAAGAAUGACCUAGAUUUGGACCAGGAUGCAGAUCUAGCCUAUAAUAGUCUGAAGAGGCAAGAGCUAGAGUCGGAGAACAAGAAGCUGAAGAACGACCUGAACGAACUGAGGAAAGCCGUGGCUGACCAAGCCGCACAGAACAACUCCACCCACGACUCCCCCGACAGCUACAGCCUGCUGCUGAACCAGCUCAAGCUGGCCAACGAGGAGCUCGAGGUCCGCAAGGAGGAGGUGCUCAUCCUGAGGACCCAGAUUGUCAGCGCCGACCAUCGCCGACUUGCUGGCAAGAGCACGGAGCCGAACAUUAAUUCCAGAACAAGCUGGCCUAACAGUGAGAAGCAUGUAGAUCAGGAAGACGCCAUUGAGGCCUAUCACGGAGUCUGCCAGACAAACAGGUUGCUGGAGGCCCAGCUGCAGGCCCAGAGCCGGGAGCACGAGGAGGAGGUGGAGGGGCUCCGGGCGCAGGUGGAAGGCCUGCAGGAGGAGCUGGACAGACAGCAGCAGACCUUCUGUCAGACGCUGCUGCUCUCCCCGGAGGCCCAGGUGGAGUUCGGCGUCCGGCAGGAGCUCUCCCGGCUCACCAAUGAGAACCUGGACCUUAAGGAACUGGUAGAAAAGCUGGAAAAGAAUGAGAGGAAGCUCAAAAAACAACUGAAGAUUUACAUGAAGAAAGUCCAGGACCUAGAAGCUGCCCAGGCGCUGGCCCAGAGUGAGAGGAGACGCCAUGAGCUCAACAGGCAGGUCACCGUCCAGCGGAAGGAGAAGGACUUCCAGGGCAUGCUGGAGUACCAUAAGGAAGACGAGGCCCUUCUCAUUCGGAACCUGGUGACAGACCUGAAGCCGCAGACCCUGGCGGGCACAGUGCCCUGUCUCCCUGCUUACAUCCUCUACAUGUGCAUCAGGCAUGCCGAUUACAUCAACGACGACCUCAAGGUGCACUCCUUGCUGACCUCCACCAUCAAUGGCAUUAAGAAAGUCCUGAAGAAGCACAAUGAUGACUUUGAGAUGACAUCAUUCUGGUUAUCCAACACUUGCCGCCUCCUUCACUGUUUGAAGCAGUAUAGUGGAGAUGAGGGCUUCAUGACCCAGAACACUGCCAAGCAGAACGAGCACUGUCUUAAGAACUUUGACCUCACUGAAUACCGCCAGGUGCUGAGUGACCUUUCCAUUCAAAUCUACCAGCAACUCAUUAAAAUCGCAGAGGGGGUCUUGCAGCCCAUGAUAGUUUCUGCCAUGUUGGAAAAUGAGAGCAUUCAGGGUCUCUCUGGUGUGAAGCCAACGGGCUACCGCAAGCGCUCCUCCAGCAUGGUGGACGGGGACAACUCCUACUGCCUAGAAGCCAUCCUCCGCCAGAUGAACUCCUUUCACACGGUCAUGUGCGACCAGGGCCUGGACCCUGAGAUCAUCCUGCAGGUGUUCAAGCAGCUCUUCUACAUGAUCAAUGCCGUGACCCUCAACAACCUGCUUCUGCGCAAGGAUGUCUGCUCUUGGAGCACAGGCAUGCAGCUCAGGUACAAUAUAAGUCAACUUGAAGAGUGGCUUCGGGGAAGAAACCUGCACCAGAGCGGAGCGGUCCAGACCAUGGAACCUCUGAUCCAAGCAGCCCAGCUCCUGCAGUUGAAGAAGAAAACCCCUGAGGACGCAGAGGCCAUCUGCUCCCUGUGCACCUCCCUCAGCACCCAGCAGAUUGUCAAAAUUUUAAACCUUUAUACUCCCCUGAAUGAAUUUGAAGAACGGGUAACCGUGGGCUUUAUACGAACGAUCCAGGCACAACUACAGGAGCGGAAUGACCCUCAGCAACUGCUGUUAGACUUCAAGCACAUGUUUCCAGUCUUGUUUCCAUUUAACCCGUCCUCUCUGACCAUGGACUCCAUCCACAUCCCAGCGGGUCUCAGUCUGCAGUUCCUCCGUGAGGUCUGACAAGGCACCGUCCCACCUUUGGCUCCAUUUCCAGUGACAGCAAGAAGGAAAUUUAAACUGUGAAGUGAAUUUAAGGAUCUAUUUAAAUCUUUAAAAGAGGAUCAAAUUGGAGACCGAGAGCCCGUGUGGAGUGCUGAACUAUAUGGAAUGAGACACAUGUGUCAUUAUUUUUUGUACCUACUACUCAGAAUAAAACACUUGAAAUAUGGA
Messenger RNA from Suricata suricatta (meerkat), 5667 nucleotides. RefSeq names its product myosin VB (gene MYO5B). Gene Ontology annotation, biological process: vesicle transport along actin filament; actin filament organization. Bases 1 to 5457 code for a protein of 1818 amino acids. The record is from RefSeq and is a predicted model, not a curated record. Gene Ontology annotation, cellular component: cytoplasm; vesicle; actin cytoskeleton. Lineage: Eukaryota; Metazoa; Chordata; Mammalia; Carnivora; Herpestidae. Gene Ontology annotation, molecular function: microfilament motor activity; ATP binding; actin filament binding. The transcript is spliced from 39 exons.